Molecule: messenger RNA, 3127 nt
Organism: Cottoperca gobio
Lineage: Eukaryota; Metazoa; Chordata; Actinopteri; Perciformes; Bovichtidae
Gene: slco2a1
Product: solute carrier organic anion transporter family, member 2A1
Exons: 14
Coding region: 126-1982 (618 amino acids)
Biological process (GO): sodium-independent organic anion transport; prostaglandin transport; transmembrane transport
Cellular component (GO): basolateral plasma membrane
Molecular function (GO): prostaglandin transmembrane transporter activity; protein binding
Source: RefSeq, a predicted model, not a curated record
GUCAUAAAAAAGCAGUCCAGCUCACCGGGGGGAAAACAAAGACAACCUCUGACACAAGACUCGAGAGGCUGCGAACUACUCUUCGAGCUCAGUGGAGCGCGUGAGAAAACACACGAGCCGAACUAAUGGACAUACUUUCCUCCAAAAACAUGAAGAAACCGAGGACGCUCUGCUGCAACAUAAAGAUGUUUGUCCUGUGCCACAGCCUCCUGCAGUUGUCUCAGCUGCUGUACAGCGCCUGCUUCAAGAGCACCAUCAGCACAAUCGAGAGACGCUACGGCCUCAGCAGCUACUCCUCAGGAACCAUUUCCUCUCUCCACGAGGUCAGUAACAGUGUGCUGAUCGUGUUUGUGAGCUACUUUGGAAAUCGGGUCCACCGUCCUCUCUUCAUUGGAAUCGGAGGACUACUGAUGGCUGUCAGCGCCAUGAUGCUGACCUUAACUCACUUUGUAUCCCAGCCCUACGAAUACGACUCUGUUCUAAACAACCGCCAUGACAUUUGCAACCAGCAAAGGAACUCAAGUGACCUGGAGUCUUGUGGCCGCGACGAGACCCGCCGUCUGGCCGACACCAGCAACCUGUGGCUGCUUAUGGCCAGCGCUCAGCUGCUCUUCGGCGUGGGCUCCGUGCCCAUCCAGCCCUUUGGGAUUUCCUACAUAGAUGAUUUUGCUGGACCCGGCAACUCUCCUCUAUAUAUAGCCAUCCUGUUUACAGUUUCUGUAUUUGGGCCUGCCAUUGGAUACCUGCUGGGCUCAGUCACGCUGCGGAUCUAUGUGGACGUGAACAAAACUGGUUUUGGAACUGAACUGGAGCUGAGACAGACUGAUCCCCGCUGGGUCGGGGCCUGGUGGAUGGGCCUGCUCAUCACCGCUGGCUGCCUGUUUAUCACCUCCAUCCCCUACUUCUUCUUCCCUCGUAAAAUGCCUUCAGAAGAUAAUGUGAUUGGAAGUGAAACUGACAUCAGUGAUGACUUCAAAAAGCCAGAUAGCUCUUUACUUGAUUUCCUGAAAAUGUUUCCCAGGAUGUUUGUCCACCUCCUGUUGAGCCCUCUCUUCCUAAUGCUGGUCCUGGCCCAGUGCUGCUUCUCCUCAGUGAUCGCAGGUCUCGCUACGUUCCUCAACAAGUUUCUGGAGCGACAGUACAGUGCGUCAGCCUCCUACAGCAGCCUGCUAGUAGGUGCUGUGAAUCUGCCAGCAGUAGCUGUGGGGAUGCUGAUGGGAGGCAUCAUCAUGAAGAGGGCGGGUCUUUCUCUGAAGACCAUCCCGCGCUUCUCUGUGGCCAUGCUGACCAUGUCCACCCUCCUCUGUGUCCCGCUCUUCUUCAUGGGCUGUCCCACACAGAAUGUCUCAGAGGUCAACCACAUUGGACAGCAUGGGUGCUACUCAGACUGCUCCUGCCCUCCCAGCGCCUUCAACCCCGUGUGUGGCUCUGACGGUGUCGAGUAUAUUUCUCCUUGCCAUGCGGGCUGCACCAACUUCACCAAAGACCUCAACAACACCCACAGGGUUCAGCUAUAUACCAACUGCAGGUGUAUAUCUGGGAGCCAGAGAAAUGCCCGUCCUGCACCCUGUCCAAACAACUGCCCACAUCUUCUUCUCCCCGUCAUCCUUGUCAUCUCUCUGGCGUCGCUGAUCGCCUGCCUCACUCACAACCCCAUGUACAUGAUGGUGCUCAGAUGUGUUCCCUCCGAAGACAAGUCAUUUGCUAUAGGAAUUCAAUUUUUACUCAUGAGAGUAUUAGCCUGGCUACCCGCUCCUGCUCUCUUCGGGACUGCCAUUGAUACAUCAUGUAUUUGGUGGAAGCGUGUGUGUGGAAAGAAGUUUAGCUGUGGUUACUAUGACAACGACAUCUUGAGGAACCGGUACUUGGGCUUACAGGUGGGUUAUAAGGUCAUGGGCAUCGUCCUGCUGAUGAUGCUGGGCUGGAAGGCGAAGCGGACCCAGGAGUACAGUCUGGAGAAGAGGCCUGAUGGACCACUGUGACCCUGUUGAUCUAAGCCUCUGUGUCUCUUAAAACUUUGCUGUGGCGGUUAAACAUGUUGAAGAACAAUGUGCAGAGCAAAACCGUGUCAGUAGGAGAGAGCCACAGUCAAGACGGCGUUACACUGACCUCAAUUUCUGUAGGCCCACUUCCAGACCUGGUGCUUUACUGGUUAGAGGUACAAUUUUUCAAAAAGGGAAAAUGUCUGAGGAUUUUGGAUGCUUUAAAGCAGAGGUUAUCAAUUGUUUUUCAGCCAAGGACCCCUUACAAGAAAGAGAAUAUAUCGGGGACCCCUUGGUUUGUCCUUUUGAAUAAUUUGAAGUAGCCUAUUUUUACACUAUUAUGGUCUUAGCUAUGUGAAAGAACAACCCAAGACAAAUAUAUUUGAAACAUAUUAGACAUGUAAUAAAUAAUUGCACCAUCACAGAAUACCCAUUGAACAAUGCAAUUGAUGGGACAAAAUCUUCUCAUGAUUGGAAUUACUCUGACAAUAUGAUUCACUUAUUAAAAGUUAAGAGAGGAGAGUUAAAACCGCUCUCACAAUAUUGUACAUGCAUCUGAGAUGGUGAUGAGAGUUGAAACAACAGAUAAAUAUCUUUAUGUAUUACUUCUUCCUAUAAGGUAGGAAUCUAUUCAGGUUUCUAGUUCCAAUGGGAACAUAUUAUGUAACUAAUGAACUGUAUUAGCUUAAUAUUUAAGUUUUAUUUUUUUUAUAGAUGUUUGUCUCAUACACAGAGACAUCUGUGAUAACUGCAAUACUCAUUUCAUAUAUGAUCACAUAUAACACUUGAUUUUAUUUGCAAUGCUAAUGUAUUUUCAGAUAUCAAGUUCCAUACACUGUUACUCAUAAAUUAACCACACUUAGAAUGCUACCUACUGGUGUGGUUAUAUUGGUUACAGUGGAGUGCAUAAAUGUGUAAGCAUUACUGACUAAUAUAUCCAAGUCAGCUUGGAGGCUUUUGUUCAUGAAUAUGAAGCUGCCAUGUGUAGUCUUCUGUGUACAGUAAUGUUGGAAUUGCAUUGCUAAGUAUUGAAAACAACUAUAUCCAUCUAUGUAUACAUGUAGGUGUACAUGUACAGGUAUGGAAUAUAUACAGUUACAAAAUAUCUGUGUAUCUGCAUAUGUUAAAUAAACUAUGUGACUACA